Didymodactylos carnosus is the source of this 600-nucleotide messenger RNA. NCBI's taxonomy places the organism in Eukaryota, Metazoa, Rotifera, Eurotatoria, Philodinida, Philodinidae. The record is from the annotation of a GenBank genome assembly.
AUGGGUUCAAGUCAAUCAGUUACAGGAACAACUGGACAAUCUUCGUCAUUUGAUCAAUGGGCAUUUGGUACACAUGAGAAUGCGAUAAAAAUUGAAGAUGUUAGUGAAAGUAUUCAACAACUACCUACACAAUAUUUUGGAGGGAAAGAUAUUGAUAAUGAUCAACAAUUACAUCAAAUGCAACAAGAAUUACUUGGUUUUGACGAUGUUUUUCGACGACUGUUUCGUCGAAAAAAGAAAAAUUCAAAAAAACAAAAACAAAAACAGACACAACAGAAAAAUAAUUAUUUACAACCAACGUAUGAUGAGAAUUAUUAUGAUCCAACAACGGGUACGUCAUAUAAUCCAUAUAGUGGCGAAGAACAAACGAAACUAGAUGAAACACCAUCAAGAAAUCGUCUCAUAAAGCCAAUAUACUUUCAAAAAUCAAAACCAACUGACGUAAAAUAUACUCGAUCAAAUAUUCCAUCUGAUAAUACACAAGUAUGGAAAUGUGAACAAUGUGGAGAUAAAAAUAAUCAAGCCAAUGAGCAAUUAUGUGCGAAAUGUGUCACUGCUCUAAUGGAUAAUGUUGAUCAAACAACAAAGAGCAAACUGUAA